Formica exsecta is the source of this 714-nucleotide messenger RNA. RefSeq names its product mitochondrial import inner membrane translocase subunit Tim8-like (gene Tim8). The record is from RefSeq and is a predicted model, not a curated record. The transcript is spliced from 3 exons. Bases 273 to 557 code for a protein of 94 amino acids. Lineage: Eukaryota; Metazoa; Arthropoda; Insecta; Hymenoptera; Formicidae.
GGGUCGGAGUAGCGAGACGGCUUUCUGCUGUAUAGACACAUGGAACUGCAUAAUCUCUAUAGGCAUCCCUUUAUACAAUUUAUUUUUACGAUUGUAAUGUAAUUUAUUAUAUCAUGAAGAAACCAAAACACAAGGAGAUACACGAAGAUACAGAUAGGAAAAAAAAAAACUGAUCAGGAUUUAUCGAUAAUUGCCGCAUGUAAAUUUUGCAAAUAUCCGUAUUUUCAUAUACGCAAUAAGAUUUUGUAAAUCGAUCGCUGCAAUUUUGAAGUAUGGCAGAUUCGUUUGAUAACAAUUCUUUGUAUGAUGCCAAUGAUGCCAAAGGAAUUGAUCCCGAAAUAGCGGGACUUCUGAUGGUCGAAAAGCAAAAAGCCCAACUCAAUGCACAGAUUCACGAGUUCAACGAUAUUUGUUGGGACAAAUGUGUGGAUAAACCAGGAAGUAAAUUGGAUGGACGUACAGAAACUUGUAUAAAUAAUUGUGUCAAUAGAUUUAUAGAUGUUUCUGUCUUUGUUACUAGUCGUUUUGGACAAUACAUAAAUGCUAUAGAAAAAUAAGAUUUUAUAGAACGCAUUGUUAAGGUAUACGAUUGUUUAAAAUUACAAUGAGCUAUAUGUAUAACAAUAGUAUCUUAAAAUUAUAAAAAAAUGAUAAAACUAUCUUUAUAUUUGUAAUUUAAUACUUAUAUGAAUAUAUAAUAAAAUAAUACAUAUA